Molecule: messenger RNA, 1328 nt
Organism: Rhinolophus ferrumequinum (greater horseshoe bat)
Lineage: Eukaryota; Metazoa; Chordata; Mammalia; Chiroptera; Rhinolophidae
Gene: CCDC172
Product: coiled-coil domain containing 172
Exons: 8
Coding region: 60-836 (258 amino acids)
Cellular component (GO): cytoplasm
Source: RefSeq, a predicted model, not a curated record
CAGAGUCGGUUAUAAAAUAUUUAAGGGCAAAAAAAGGAUCCGCAGGAGCCUGUGCGGAGAUGAGUUUAGAGUCCUUGUUUCAGCACAUCAUCUUCUCGGAGCAGCGGGCGGAGGAGAGUCGCCGCUUGAUGCGAGAAGUCAGGUCGGAAAUAAACAGAUGCCGUGAAAAACUUAAGAAAGCCACAGAGGAGCUGAAUGAAGAGAAAAUCAAGUUGGAAACUAAGGUUCAGGAGUUUUCUGAAAAAUCCUUCAUCUUACAGCUUUUGAAAACUCAUGAAAAUGCCUUAGAAAGACAGUGCAGUGAAAUUACAAACCAAAGGAAUAUGCUUCUCCAAACCUUUGAGGGUAGAAUGAAAAAAGUGACAGAGGAAGAGGAAAAAUUUAUUAAGGAAAUUUCAGACUUCAAUAAUGAGUAUGAAAUAACAAAGAAAAGAGAGCUUUUGAUGAAGAAAAAUGUUAAGAUUGAAAUAUCUGACUUAGAAAACCAAGCAAACAUUUUGAAAAUGGAAAUGAAAUCCAUGGAACAUGACAAUGGCCAGUUAAAUGAACUUCAGAAACAAAAGAGUGAAUUAAUGCAAGAAUUAUUUACUCUGCAGAGAAAAAUUAAAGUUUUAGAGGAUAAAAAGAAUGCAGCCGUUUGUACUACCAAAUACCUCGAGGCAGAAAAAAUAAAAAUCAAUGAAAAGCCUCAAAAUGAUGCUGAAUGCUUAAGACUUAAAAAAGAAUUAGAACUUUAUAAGGAGGAUGACAUGCAAAGUGUUUAUGAAGCUCUCCAAACAGAAAUAGAAUUUUUGGAGUUGACCUUGGCACAGAAAGAUCUUCAGGAAAACAAAUAACUUGUAGAGAAUUGAUCAGCUAUCUGAGAUUUGAUCAAGACAUCUUCAGAUCAGUUCUUUAUGGUAGAUACAUGAAUGAUUGAUACCCAUGACGAUAUAUUCUUGUGGAAAAUGUGAAGUCCAGAAUGUUCAAAGUUGUUGAUAUCUAGAAUUGGUUCAUUAGCACUUUAAAAAAAUAAUUUUUUGUCAUGUUACUUGCUGGAACUUGAAGAGUUCUUGUGUGGUUUGAUUUUGUUUCUAAGGGAAAGAAAAAGAGUAGAUAUUGUGUUCUCAGGCUUCUCAUAUCCCCUGGACCCUUAAGCUGAUCUGUCCUUUCUGAUGUCGUUCAUUCUUUGUUGCAGCUUACCUGGAGUCCAAUCAAACAUGUAGGAAGAAACGCUCAGAUUAUUGACCCAAUUUUGUCAGUGCCAUUUUCACCAACAAGGUUCUUACUUUCAUUUUGAUCUUUCUCUUAUUAUAAGAUGUCUGUUGAUAGAGGUCUUCUGAGGUCUU